Messenger RNA from Pochonia chlamydosporia 170, 1050 nucleotides. RefSeq lists its product as hypothetical. Lineage: Eukaryota; Fungi; Ascomycota; Sordariomycetes; Hypocreales; Clavicipitaceae. The record is from RefSeq and is a predicted model, not a curated record. The coding region runs from base 1 to 1050 and encodes 349 amino acids. The transcript has a single exon.
AUGGACGGUUACACAGACUCUCCUGGCGACCAAAGUGCGACCACGGCAUCUAUAUAUCCAUCAUACGCCGACGAAGCUGCUUUUGUCACAAUACCGUACUCAGACACUACCGAAGCCGAGCCUCCCAUCCCCUUGAUACCACCAAAGAGUCCCGAAAGAGACUCAAGAGAAUGCUCCGAAGAACCUCUUCCAUCCGUCACGGACGAUUCGGCGUCAUCCGUAUACGCCGAGUCUGAGAACCCUACAUUAAAGGAAGUCAUUCAAUCAGUCGAAGAGCACACGUGCACCAACCCACCUCCGACAGCAGAACCCAUGUCAGCAUCCAUCUACGAAGUCGCAUGGGAUGAAAUGUUCCCCGCCGAAGAAAUAUACGACGAAGCAACGGGUCUACCAGCUUACAUCGCGCCGUGGAUUAUUCGAAGCGAAUCCGACGACGAGCAAAACGCAAAGGUGGCAGACUGGAAGCCGGCGCCUCUCGUUCCUCCACUGAGGAGACGCCCAGGCAUAGCCGAGCAGAUGGGGAGACCUCUGCCGAAGUGGAAGCAAGGAGGCGACGUGGAGUCCGUAACUAGCCAGACACCGAAGAAGAAGCGCAAUUUCUGGAUGUCGUUCCGCAGGAGCAAGAAGGCUCUGACUGCGUCUAUCACUGGUUCGUCGCAAUCACUUACACCAUUGAAGAGCACCGAAUCUUCCAAUCCAAAGACAGACAGCUCAAUUGCUCAGCCGCAAGGUUCUGUUUCAUCUCUAAUUAAUAAUGGUAAGAGUGGCAGGGGUCGCGAGGAUAGUGUUGCGAAAGUCGCCGUUGAGAAUGCUGGGAAGAUGGACAGCAUUGCCAGUCGUCCGAAGUCGUUGGUGGUAGAUCCGAGCGAUGGGAAGUAUGGGAAUGGUGUGUCCGUUGAGGAAGUCGAAGUUGCGCAGAUGGCUAACCCGAAAGAAGAGGUUGACGAGUUUGUGUUGAAGCGAGAAGUGGCGGGGAGUCAUAAGAUCACCAUGGCGAUACCGGAGGGGAAGAUAUUGAAUGAUGAGUUGAGGGCGAGGCUGUGUUGUUGA